Molecule: messenger RNA, 1321 nt
Organism: Raphanus sativus (radish)
Lineage: Eukaryota; Viridiplantae; Streptophyta; Magnoliopsida; Brassicales; Brassicaceae
Product: acyl-CoA-binding domain-containing protein 1
Exons: 6
Coding region: 152-1177 (341 amino acids)
Molecular function (GO): fatty-acyl-CoA binding; protein binding
Source: RefSeq, a predicted model, not a curated record
AUCUUCCUCUUGUCUCGAGCGAAGCGGUGAAAACAAGAAAAGAUGGUUCCUUUUCGUUUUCUGGAGAGAGAUGCGUUUCUGGUGACCCUUCACUGAAAGUUUAGGUUUUUCUUCUCCACUCUGAUUGAUUGCGUUUUUGAAUCUGAGAGAAAUGAGUGGCGAUUGGUAUCAGCUCGCUCAGUCUCUAAUCUUCGGUUUGAUCUUCGCUUACCUUCUCGCCAAGCUAAUCUCCAUCCUCGUCGCCUUUAAAGACGACAACCUCUCCCUCACUCGCGCCCACGACGCCGCCCCCCAAUCGGAUAAUGACUUCUACCACCGCAAGGUCGAGACGGAUUCUCUCGUGGCGGAGCAAGGAAGCUUGAGAGGUGAUGAAGAUGAAGAUGAAGACGAUGACGAUGAUUGGGAAGGUGUGGAAAGCACGGAGCUUGACGAAGCGUUCAGUGCCGCGACGGCUUUCGUGGCCGCUGCUGCUUCGGAUCGGCUCUCGCAGAAAGUGUCGAACGAGUUGCAGCUUCAGCUUUAUGGGUUGUAUAAGAUUGCUACGGAAGGAGCUUGUACUGCUCCCCAACCUUCAGCUCUCAAAAUGACUGCUCGUGCCAAGUGGCAAGCGUGGCAGAAGAUGGGAGCUAUGCCAGCUGAGGAAGCGAUGGAGAAGUACAUCGACCUUGUGACUCACUUGUACCCUGCUUGGGUUCAAGGUGGCUCGAAAGGAAGAAACCGUAGUGGUGAAGCUGCAGGUUCCAACUCUAGAGCACCCAUGGGACCGGUGUUUAGUUCAUUGGUUUACGAAGAAGAAACCGAAAAUGAGUUGAAGAUUGAUGCAAUUCACGCCUUUGCUAGAGAAGGAGAAGUGGAGAAUCUAUUGAAAUGCAUAGAAAGUGGCAUACCUGUAAAUGCAAGAGACAGUGAAGGUCGGACACCGUUGCAUUGGGCUAUAGACCGAGGCCACUUGAAUGUUGCUAAAGCUCUACUAGAUAAAAAAGCCGAUGUUAAUGCUAAAGACAAUGAAGGCCAAACCGCUCUGCACUAUGCUGUUGUGUGCGAAAGGGAGUCUCUUGCAGAGUUUCUAGUGAAGCAGAAAGCUGAUACAAGCAUUAAAGACGAAGAUGGAAACUCGCCUCUUGAUCUCUGUGAAUCAGAGUGGUCUUGGAUGCGAGAGAAGAAGGAUUCAGAUUAAGGUUUUGUAGUCUUUAAACUGUGUGUUUUAAUUUCUUAAAACAGAGAUGUUUUGUUUUAUACCUUUCUUGUUACCUUGCUUGUGUUUGAACAAGAGUCUUAGGCUACCUUAACACAGUGCAUAAGGUAACUGUUUUGUUUGUUA